AUGAUCCUCCCCAUGGCAGCGUACGCACAAUUUGGCUACUCAUAUCCGCCGGCCUCGCAGUUGCUGGUCGGCGGCAGCAACGCGGGGAACGGCGGUUCAGCUACGUCACCUGACGGGGGCUCCAACUCGGUGCCUCCGCUGUCGCCUGGAGGCUCCGGGGUAGCUGGCGGGGCGUUGUCCCCUGGCGCGGGCAGCCACGCCAGCACCCCAGCAGCCUCCUGCUGCGACACGCCACGCCCCAUCAUCACUGACCCUGUCUCUGGCCAGACGGUCUGCUCCUGCCAGUACGACGGGGCCAGGCUCGCCCUCACCUCAUACCCGCGUCUCUCCAGCGCUGCUGUCGGUGUUUACGGAGCGCCUUAUCCUUCUUCAGAUCAGAACCCCUAUCCGAGCAUCGGAGUUGAUAGUUCUGCAUUUUAUUCGCCGCUGAGCAACCCAUACGCUUUGAAGGAGGGCGGCGGUGAGAUGUCGGCGUGGACGUCCGCGGGCCUCCAACCCUCCGGCGGCUACUAUCCCUACGACCCCACGCUCGCUGCUUACGGAUAUGGAGCGGGGUACGAUUUGGCAGCCAGGAGAAAGAAUGCAACGCGGGAGUCUACGGCAACUCUAAAGGCGUGGUUGAACGAGCACAAGAAAAACCCUUACCCGACAAAGGGCGAGAAGAUAAUGCUGGCGAUCAUAACAAAAAUGACUCUGACGCAAGUGUCCACAUGGUUCGCAAACGCGCGUCGCCGCCUCAAGAAGGAGAAUAAGAUGACGUGGGAGCCGAAGAACAAAACCGAUGAGGACGACGACACGAUGCUGUCUGACGAGGAGAAAGAAAAAGACGAACAAGAAGACAAAAUUAAACCCCACAAAGAUGAGGAGCGCAAGGGCGACGAGCUGCUGCAGGGGAUGCACCAUCAGCUUCUUGGCUACGGGAUCAAGGAGGAAUCAAAGCGCGGUACAUCAGAUUGUGGCGUACCGAUACCCGCGUCUAAACCGAAGAUAUGGUCGCUGGCGGACACAGCUGCUUGUAAAACACCACCACCAGCAGCGCAACCUUGGCCGCAGCACUCGUACGGACCUGGGCCGGAGCGCGCGGUUCCAGUGGAUGGCAGUGCCAACGGAUUCGCUUUGCCGGCGACGGCGGCUGCGAGCCCGGCUAGUGGGGCAUACGGUCGCUACGGUGGCUUCCCAAGCGGCCAAUACGGCCAACACCCUUGUGUGCAUCCAGCCGCUUUCCCCGAUGUCCAGACUGAUACACCACCACAAACGCCGCCCAAUAUGAAAGUACCGAGUGUCGCGAAUCCACUUGGUAGUGGAGGUGGUUCCGGCUAUUGCUUCCCUCGGCACCAACAAUCGCCGCAGCGCGAUCCCUACCACAACCCCCACCACGCUAACAACCAUCAGCCCAACCAGCCGCAUCACAAUGAAGGAUCAGCCGCCUUUAAGCCCUUCUAUAAAAGGUAA
Molecule: messenger RNA, 1452 nt
Organism: Parnassius apollo (apollo)
Lineage: Eukaryota; Metazoa; Arthropoda; Insecta; Lepidoptera; Papilionidae
Source: the annotation of a GenBank genome assembly